Messenger RNA from Dunckerocampus dactyliophorus (ringed pipefish), 1416 nucleotides. It is a transcript of the gene popdc1, whose product is annotated as blood vessel epicardial substance. The record is from RefSeq and is a predicted model, not a curated record. Bases 165 to 1244 code for a protein of 359 amino acids. Lineage: Eukaryota; Metazoa; Chordata; Actinopteri; Syngnathiformes; Syngnathidae. The transcript has 8 exons. Gene Ontology annotation, cellular component: sarcolemma. Gene Ontology annotation, molecular function: cAMP binding.
GUGGAAUGUGCGACGCACAUUGUGCAGCCCUCUGUCUGGCUGAGGGUCCAGGCUGUUCCGCCAGUAGCUGACUGUUCUCACUCUUUCAAGGAAGCCGUUCCUCUAUCUUUGGUGCUCGCUCACUUAUUCCAUUGGCUGUCGCUGAAUCGUGACCCUGCUGCAGGAUGUCCUCGACCCCCCUCCUUUUCACCACCCUGCCCCCCUUUCACUCAGUCAGCCCGGGAUUCCCAUCAAUGGGGCCCAACACCACCACUUGCCAAGAGUGGGAGCAGACCCACCAUCUUCUCUUCCAUGUGGGGAACUUGUCCCUGCUGCUGGGCCUGCUCAUCCCCACCACGCUUAGUCUGCAUAUGAUCCUGCUGCGCCUUCUUCUGGUGACAGGGUGUGGCCUCUUCAUUGCAUGGGCAACACUGUACAGAUGUAACAUGGAUGUGAUGGUUUGGAACGUGGUUUUCCUGGUGGUCAACUUCAUGCACUUGAUGUUCCUCUUGUACAAACGCAGGCCGAUUAAAAUUGACAGGGAACUGAGGUCAGUGUACAAGCGGAUGUUUGAGCCCCUACAUGUGAACGAGGCUCUGUUCCAGAGGCUCACAGGCCAGUUCUGCACCAUCCAGACGCUCAAGAAAGGGCAAGCCUAUGCUGCAGAGGACAAGACCUCUGUGGAUGAACGACUCAGCAUUCUGCUCAAAGGAAAGAUGAAAGUGUCCUACCGAGGCCAUUUCCUUCACAACAUCUAUACCAAUGCAUUCAUUGACUCCCCAGAAUUUAGGUCCACUGUCAUGCACAGAGGCGAGAAGUUCCAGGUAACCAUUAUGGCAGAGGAGAACUGUAAGAUCCUGUGUUGGUCUCGAGAGAGACUCACCUACUUUCUGGAGUCCAACACGUUUCUUAAUGAAGUGUUCAGGUACCUCAUUGGAAAAGACAUCACCAACAAGCUCUAUUCCCUCAAUGACCCCACACUCAGUGACAAGGCAGUGAAGAAGAUGGAUCGCCAGCCCAGCCUCUGCUCUCAGCUAUCAAUGAUGCAAAUGAGGAACAGCAUGGCCAGCACUAGUGAUAGUGAUGAUGUCCUUAAUCAAAUCCUGAGAGGAGGAUCUGCUGGCUCUUCUCUCCAAAAAUCACCUGGUGUCAGGACCUCCUCAAAGAUGAAGCCAAUUGAGGAAGGCAUGGAGGAUGAUGUUUUUGUUGAGUCUCCCCUCUCCAAGCCAUGCCGCCUGUCCAGCACCUCCACCGAGGAAGUAUAACCUGGGGAAAAUACACUGGCCGAAACAAAACAACUAGUAUCCAAGGUGAUACUAUAUAUGAUCAAAGUCAACAAAUAAGAAUAAAUGAAAUAGUUGAGAUCAUAUGCUUUGUGAUAUACUGUACUUGUAGCGUGUGGAAAUGUUUACAAAAUUGUCACAAUUCUAUAAUGAA